UUGAAAUUAGAAAACAUUAUCGCAUAUUUUUUCUUAACUCCGAUAAGGUAUUAUAAAAUGAUGCAAGAUGAGGAUCUCGGUGGUCCUACCAAAAGGAAUCCUGUCAUGCAAGCGUUCAUAAAAAUAUCACAGAUAUACCAAGGUUAUUUAGAUCUUUGGACACCUCAUACAAUAUCCAGAUGGAUAUUUGCCGGAUUUUUAGUAAUUUUAUUUAUAUUGCGUAUUCUUAUAGCUCAGGGAUGGUAUAUUAUAAUUUAUGCCUUGGACGGUGAGGGUCCGGAAUUGCCUACAAAAGCGAAUGAGGAAUUCCGACCAUUUAUUAGACGAUUACCGGAAUUUAAAUUCUGGUACUCAGUUACAAAAUCAACGAUAAUAGCAUUAUUUUGCACCAUGUUUGAGCUCUUCAACAUUCCUGUCUUCUGGCCAAUUUUAGUCAUGUAUUUCAUAACAUUAUUCUGUAUUACAAUGAAACGACAAAUUAAGCAUAUGAUUAAGUAUCGCUACUUGCCAUUCACUCAUGGCAAACCAAAGUACCAAAACCAUGAUGGCAAUAUGAGGAAUACAAAAAAUAUAUUGAAUAAUUUAUUGACAAUUUUUUCAUUUAAAAGAUUCAAGUUUUUAUUUUUUAACACUUAUUUUUCGAUGAUAAAUAAUAAUAAAUAUACAUUAGAUAUUUUAUAUUCGUCAGGUACAAUGAUAGAGCCCAUUGUCCUGGUGAUUGAUUACUCGUUGAGGUCCUCGGAGAUGGUUGCCCGUGAUCGAUCGAGAAAUGUCGUUGUUGAAUUCAUUCCAACGACAGUUGUGGUUGUUGUCUCACUUGCUGAUGAUUCUCGUUUUUUGUAUGGAACUGACGGC
Cotesia congregata is the source of this 855-nucleotide messenger RNA. NCBI's taxonomy places the organism in Eukaryota, Metazoa, Arthropoda, Insecta, Hymenoptera, Braconidae. The record is from the annotation of a GenBank genome assembly.